CGCGUUUUUCUAGCAGGCGGAGUAAAUCAAAACAGAGAACAUCGAUAGUCAGCGUGCAGUUGCAGCGUCAUUGUGGGAAGCUGUUUGAAUGAAGUUGUUAGUAUUCGCUGAAAUCUGCAGCAAGAAUUCGCGCCCCGGUGACAGGGAUCCGAGUAAAGCGCCACAACUACUCAUCACAAAACAUGCCGGUCUUUACAGUGAAUGUGAAAUGGGGAAAGGAGAAGUUCGAUGCGGUUGAGCUGAACACCGAAGAACCACCCAUGGUUUUUAAAGCCCAACUGUUUGCUCUGACGGGAGUUCAACCAGACAGACAGAAGGUCAUGGUGAAAGGAGGGACGCUGAAGGAUGAUGAGUGGGGCAACAUCAAACUUAAAAAUGGCAUGACCCUACUAAUGAUGGGCUCUGCUGAAGCCCUACCUGAGGAACCGGCUGUCAGACCCAUGUUUGUGGAAGACAUGACGGAAGAACAGCUUGCUUCAGCUAUGGAGUUGCCAUGUGGUUUGACAAACCUGGGCAACACCUGCUACAUGAAUGCUACAGUGCAAUGUCUGCGGUCUGUUCCUGAGCUCAAAGCUGCCCUUCAGAGGUUUUCUGGGGCUCUCCGUUCCUCUGGAGCAAAUGCGCCAUCUCAAUACAUCACCGCAGCUCUGCGUGACCUGUAUGAGUCCAUGGACAAAACCUCCUCCAGCAUACCACCUAUCAUCCUGCUGCAGUUCCUGCACAUGGCCUUCCCUCAGUUCGCUGAGAAGGGUGACCAAGGCCAGUAUCUGCAGCAGGACGCCAAUGAAUGCUGGGUGCAGAUGAUGAGAGUGCUUCAGCAGAAGCUAGAACCACUGGAACCUGAAACGCCAAUGGAGACAGGGAAUGAAGGUGGGGCAGCCACGGCCUCUGCCAAGAAGAAUUUCAUUGAUCAGUAUUUUGGUGUGGAAUACGAAACCACUAUGAAAUGCACAGAGUCAGAGGAUGAGGAGCCUGCCAAAGGCACAGAAAGCCAUCUCCAGCUAAACUGUUUCAUCAACCAGGAAGUGAAAUACCUGGCCACCGGACUCAGACUGAGACUACAAGAGGAAAUCACGAAACAUUCUCCAUCUUUAGACAGAAACGCGCUGUACAUAAAGACUUCUAAUCUCAGCCGGCUUCCUGCCUACCUGACGGUUCAGAUGGUUCGCUUCUUCUACAAGGAGAAGGAAUCCGUUAAUGCCAAAGUUCUGAAGGAUGUCAAAUUCCCUCUUAUGUUGGAUGUGUAUGAGCUGUGCACAAAAGAACUCCAAGAGAAGAUGGUGUCAGUCAGGUCCAAAUUCAAGGAGGUGGAAGACAAGAAGCUAGACAAACAGCCGAAAAAGGUGGAAAAACCGACGGGUGCUGCACCCAAAGAGCCAAAAUACGAGCCCGUCUCUUUUCCAGAUGAUCUGGGCUCCAACAACAGUGGCUACUAUGACCUGCAGGCAGUGCUGACACAUCAGGGACGCUCAAGUUCGUCAGGCCACUACGUCUCUUGGGUCAAGAGGAAAGAAGAUGAAUGGGUGAAGUUUGACGAUGACAAGGUCAGUGUGGUGACCCCUGAAGACGUCCUGAAGUUAUCUGGCGGGGGAGACUGGCACAUCGCAUACGUCCUGCUGUACGGGCCUCGCCGCCUUGAGAUUCUGGAAGAGGAGGAGCAGUAGUAACGAGUAUGGAACGAGACAAAUGAAAACCAACAAUUCAACAUGCCAUUUCAAAGCACUGUCUGCAUAGAUGUGCAAUAAAUCCCAGUGUCUUUUAAAAUCUGACCUUAAUUUUUUUUAAGUGACAUACAUUUGUGCACCACCAUUGAAGCAGCAUGUUAAGGGUGGGGAAAGCUGAUUCACCUAUCUAAGGAACAGACUGUAAAAAAUAAAGAUCAAUCCUUGAACAUGA
Messenger RNA from Engraulis encrasicolus (European anchovy), 1896 nucleotides. It is a transcript of the gene usp14, whose product is annotated as ubiquitin specific peptidase 14 (tRNA-guanine transglycosylase). Gene Ontology annotation, biological process: regulation of proteasomal protein catabolic process; proteasome-mediated ubiquitin-dependent protein catabolic process; protein deubiquitination. The transcript has 16 exons. The coding region runs from base 183 to 1664 and encodes 493 amino acids. Lineage: Eukaryota; Metazoa; Chordata; Actinopteri; Clupeiformes; Engraulidae. The record is from RefSeq and is a predicted model, not a curated record. Gene Ontology annotation, molecular function: protein binding; proteasome binding; cysteine-type deubiquitinase activity.